Molecule: messenger RNA, 682 nt
Organism: Amaranthus tricolor (Joseph's coat)
Lineage: Eukaryota; Viridiplantae; Streptophyta; Magnoliopsida; Caryophyllales; Amaranthaceae
Product: photosystem II reaction center W protein, chloroplastic-like
Exons: 2
Coding region: 130-540 (136 amino acids)
Biological process (GO): photosynthesis
Cellular component (GO): chloroplast; photosystem II
Source: RefSeq, a predicted model, not a curated record
UUAAGUGGUUCAUGUACCACAUAUUUUGUCCAUCAAAUAUUAAUCUCUACAUACAACUCCACUUACUAAAAUCAGCUGUUUACUCCAACUUUUCACAUACAUUUUGUGAUCUAAACAAUCCACAAAAAAAUGGCUUCCAUUACUGCCAACUCUUCAGCCUCAUUGGUUGUUCGUGCUAGUCUUGUUCACAACCCAAAGGUUUCACUUUCAUCUUCACCUAUUAUUGGGUUGCCAUCCAUAUCAAAAAAGGGUAAGGUAAGAUGUUCAAUGGAGAGCAAAGCAUCAAAGCAAGAGAUCACCACAAAGAAAGGAAUAAUGGGUGGCUCAUUGGUAGCUGCCGCAGCGGCCGCCACCAUGUCUAGCCCAGCAAUGGCUCUUGUUGAUGAGAGAAUGAGCACAGAAGGAACUGGUCUUCCCUUUGGAUUGAGCAACAAUCUUCUUGGUUGGAUCCUUUUGGGUGUUUUUGGUCUUAUUUGGGCUCUUUACUUUGUCUAUGUUUCCGGUCUUGAGGAGGAUGAAGAGUCUGGAUUGUCACUCUAAGUCCAAUUAAUCACUGUCUCUUGAUCUUCAUUCAAUCAAUUGUAUUUGAUGUGAAUGUCAUCCAUCAUAUUUGGUUAAAAUACUACCUUUUGGUUUGUUAAUAUAAGUUGUAUUAUGUUAGUAUGUACUACCUUUCUUCUCA